Messenger RNA from Aspergillus brunneoviolaceus CBS 621.78, 2831 nucleotides. RefSeq names its product putative C2H2 transcription factor (Ace1) (gene ace1). The coding region runs from base 229 to 2502 and encodes 757 amino acids. The transcript is spliced from 5 exons. The record is from RefSeq and is a predicted model, not a curated record. NCBI's taxonomy places the organism in Eukaryota, Fungi, Ascomycota, Eurotiomycetes, Eurotiales, Aspergillaceae.
CGUAAAGCUGACAUUUCUCGACCACCGCCGUAAAUAACUUAUUGAUCUCCGCUUUGGCUCCAUACGUCACUGCGGUCGCAUCGCAGUUCCGACUCGCAAUUCUAUCCAGGCAUAAACAGUGAGUCUGGAUAGUGAUGGGGCAUGAAUGACGUGGUUUAACUCCUAAGAAGUAUUUAUACCUCACAACAACCCUUAUAAUUUUCUUCGACCCUUCAUUCGUCAACGAUAAUGUCGACCUCCGACACCAUGACGUCCCGACAUCCCCGUCGUGGGCGGGUUAUCAAUGCACUUCCACCGUCUUUACUCGCCUCUUCAGAGACGCCGUCAGCUCCUCGAUCCCGUCUUCGUAUGAAGAAGGGAGACACCUUCCACUACACUACCACUUCGCCCUCGGACGGCCUACUCCUCAAUCUCCCACUUUUGCCUCGCUCUCCGACUUCUCCCGGAGCCCUCGAAGCUAUCGCAGCCGGUCAGGAACGCAUGUCUAAGAUCUUAGGUCGUAUCGAAAACGGUUCUUUCCGUACUCGUGGCCGGUUCGAUGAGGAUGAUAAAUCUUCUGAUUCCGAGGAUAGCCUGGAGGCCCAUUUUCAGCGGUUGAAGUUGAGCAAGGAGGAUCUGGACAAACGAUUUGCGAAGAAGAACCGACGGACACAUUGCCACGCUUCCGAUAGUGGGCUCGGAACUUCGAUCAGUAGCCGUCAGUCUACGUCUUCUAAACAAGGUUGGUUGCUAUUGUCCAUGGUAUCUGGCGUUGGGACAUAUCUGACCAGUCAUAUAGAGAAAGCUGGCAAAUCGGCCUCCAAAUCCCAGGCUCUGUCUGCCGUCCUAAGCUCAAUGCAUCCUGCCGAAAAUGAGGCUACACCCAAGCAGAAGCUUAGCCCCGCGUCAUGCUUGGAAAUUGAGAAUCGCAUCUUGACACCUCUUCUGGGAAUGGAGCCAUGCAAGCCCUUCCGUCACGUCGUGGAGGGUGCUCGUCAACAGAUGGAAAGCGAUAAGUUUAGGACUCUGCGUGAUCUUGAGAAGGCGCUGCUCUACGUAGCUGCAGAUGUCGAGGCCGAACUCAGCUUCUACUAUCAAUUCUGCAACUCCACCAUCUUGUGUCUGCACGAGACCUACACCACUGUCGACCCUCGUGACUUGUGCAUGCCGACCGAUCGCCCCUACAGCAACUCUUACUUCCUCGAUCUGACCGCUCAAGUCCACCGUUUCAAGGCCAUGAGGGAUGAGGCUCGUAAGAAUAAGAAGGAGAUGCCGAGGCUUGUUGUGGAGGGUGGUAUGGCCGACACAGGGCGUCCACUUGAGCUUGUGGUCGAGAAGGAUGGCGAGAUGAUAUCACUGGAAAGUGGAAAACCCUUCGACGCGCAUGCCGUUCCUGUGGUGAAGCGAGCCCUGAGUCUGGGAGCCACUGAUGAGGGCGCCAGGCGGUCCAUGGCCCGGCGCAAGAAGAACGCCCCUCCCAUGAACAUCAACACAAAAUGCUCCCACUGCGAUAAGAUAUUUCAAAGACCCUGUGAUUUAACCAAACAUGAGAAGACUCAUUCACGACCGUUCAAAUGCCCGUUCGAAGGAUGCAAGUAUUACGAGCUUGGCUGGCCCACCGAGAAGGAAAACGAGCGCCAUAUCAAUGAUCGCCACUCGGCCACUCCUCGCAUGUAUGCCUGCACUUUCAAUGGUUGCUCGUACAAGUCCAAGCGCGAGAGUAACUGCAAGCAGCACAUGGAGAAAGCCCAUGGAUGGAACUAUGUGCGCGCGAAGAACAACGGACGCAACGCCAAGCGCCGUCCCUCACCUGUACAAGCCAGCCCUGGUCAGGAGAGUGUCGCCCAGCUGAGCCCGCAGCAACUGAGUCCCGGCCAAGCUAGCUCCGUUAAUCUGGCACCGUCUCAGAUGACCCCUCUGCAGAUGAGCCCUGACCACAUGAGCUCACUUCCAAUGAUCCCGGACCACCUGGAUUCCCUGCAAAUGACCCCGGAGCACUACAGCCCGGAGCACUACAGCCCGGAGAACUACAGCCCUGAGCACUACACUCCGGAGCAGUAUAGCCCAUCUAACCAGAUGCACUCUGUGCAAUUGAGCCCUGCUCCAAUCAGCUCCGGGCAACUUAGUCCGGCGCAAGCGAGCCACACUCAAGCUAGCACUCCCGCAUCUGGCCCAAUCCAGUCGCCGACCGGGUUUUUGAACAAUUAUGCGCAAAGCCAGAUGUUUCAGCUUCAAGACCCCUUCACUCAGUUGAAGAACGAGGACUGCCUCUUGUACAUGGACAAUGACUUUGCCAACGACUUUGCCACGUUCAACAACGGAACGUCUGGCUUCUUUGAAGAUGCUUCCUUCGGCUACACAGACCCCAUGUACCAGCCGGGACCAGUCGAUAUGAGUGCAAUUGAAGCCUUGUGCGACGAUCCUUACAUGAACAAUGUGUUCAUGGACACUUUCGGCACUGGGACUGGCACCGAUGAGAGCAUGUUCCCGACCUUCAGUCAAGGCGGCAUGCCUCAAUUUUAGAUCUCCGCCCUGGGGGUCCUGGUUUGACGUUUUAAAAAGAAUGAGUAUUUCUGUCUUCUCUCUUACCUAUCCACCUCCUUGCCUACGCAAGUGCGGGACAUUUCUAUCUAGCCUUUCUAGCCUGUUAUCUUCGUUCUUUUCUUUCCAGAGUGGUUGUAUCAUACAUCCGAGAUUUGUCACGUCUCCGUUUAUUCCUUUCUCUCAUACUAGUUACGGAAAUAGUUGAGAUUUGAAAUUGCACACUUGGAUCCAUAUCCGUUGAUGACUUGGUAUGAGCUAUGGUGAUACUCCGCAUACGCAAUAUAAGUUAACCUCUAAAGACACUGUAG